Molecule: messenger RNA, 447 nt
Organism: Torulaspora globosa
Lineage: Eukaryota; Fungi; Ascomycota; Saccharomycetes; Saccharomycetales; Saccharomycetaceae
Gene: BUR6
Product: negative cofactor 2 transcription regulator complex subunit BUR6
Exons: 1
Coding region: 1-447 (148 amino acids)
Biological process (GO): positive regulation of transcription by RNA polymerase II; transcription by RNA polymerase II; negative regulation of transcription by RNA polymerase II
Cellular component (GO): nucleus; negative cofactor 2 complex
Molecular function (GO): transcription corepressor activity; transcription coactivator activity; protein heterodimerization activity
Source: RefSeq, a predicted model, not a curated record
AUGCUUAUUACGCUCCACACGCCAAGAAGCCCUCAUCGGCGAGAUAGCACAUCAGGUAACGAGAUGGACGACGCAGUCCUGAAGGAAGAACCAGCCUCGGCCCCAGAGCCCGCUACAGUGUCUCUCACCGAGCUCCAGGAGGUGUUCGACAAGAUCAAGACCCACUUUCCCCCAGCAAAAGUGAAAAAGAUAAUGCAGACUGACGAAGACAUAGGCAAAGUGUCACAGGCGACGCCCGUCAUCGCCGGCCGUUCUCUCGAGUUCUUCAUCGCUCUGCUCGUCAAGAGAAGCAGCGAGGUCGCCAGACAGAUCGGCUGCAAGAGGAUCAGUGGAGAGGUCAUGAAAGAGACUAUCCUUAACGAUGAAAAGUUCGACUUCCUACGGGAAAACGUGUGUGGCGAAGCUCAAGAGCAGGAAUCCGCACAGGACUCGCCGGCGGAUGAAUGA